Molecule: messenger RNA, 1838 nt
Organism: Aspergillus heteromorphus CBS 117.55
Lineage: Eukaryota; Fungi; Ascomycota; Eurotiomycetes; Eurotiales; Aspergillaceae
Exons: 5
Coding region: 1-1785 (594 amino acids)
Source: RefSeq, a predicted model, not a curated record
AUGAUCGAUGCGAGUGACGAAAUCGGACCCUGGAUCGAGCACCACGCCCCCACCGUGAACCCAGCCUGGGCCUUUGAAAAGGCCAUCCAGCAGAAGAGAACCCCACCGGCCCCGCCAGAGAAAGUUGCACAGAAAAAGGAUCGUUUUCGCAGGGUGAUGCGAGAGAUCCUGGGCAAGUCCCAGAGCCCCGAAUAUCAACGCAUCUUUGAAAGAGCCACCACAUGGGAUCAGGUACGCGCAGAGGCCCAAAAGGCGAUCAAUUACCGGUAUCAUGGUCGCGACACGAAGAAUCCAUUCUGCAAAACCCUCCGCGCAGCGGGAACCGCAGCAUCCAGACUGGAGUUCCUGACGAUACUCCUACCGAAUGGCGACUACCUGGGAUUGCUGUGUGGGGGCCUGACCCUUGUCUAUACAGCUGCAAAUCGCAUAGAAGCACUGCGAGAACCCAUUCUCAACUCCCUCGAUACGUUGGCCUAUUCAAUAAACGAAACAUCGCCGUAUCUCUAUGCAUACUCUUGGAAUGACACACUUAUUCAGCGGGCGCAUGAGCUGUACAUGGCAAUUCUAGAUGCCGUGGAGUCAAUAACACAGUGGGUGGAGAACCACAAAGGCUUUCGAGGUGGGUUACGGCAAGGCGCCAAGGCACUUUUCCUAGGAGACAAUUAUGGCAAGGACCUGGAAGAUAAAGUGACUACGGCAGUAAGCGACAAGGCAAGUGCAUUUGAGGCAGCGGUCAAAGCUUGUUUGAGCAUCGAGGUUCACGACACAGGAUUGAAUGUUGCACGACUUGGCAAGGGAGUGGAUCAAAUGCACGGAGAUAUCAAUAAGCUUCUACAGUCGACUGUCUCGAAAAAGACCCUCCAGGACCUCUUACAUGAUCAAGUUCAAGUGGUCGUGAAUCAAACUAUUGCAGCAUUUACUCAACAGUUCAGCUUGAACCGAUCUCCUCGGCCAGUCACGCCAUCAAUCACGCUCGAGCAAGUCCUGAUUGCCCUGGACCUCGUACCCAUCCUCGGCAAAACUACUGCUGUCGAAGCGGUCGUAGAAAGCAUUGGUACAGAGAGACACUUUGUAUAUCUCCUCGGGCGUUCUCUAGGUGAAGACAUGCAACACCAGGUCUCGGCCGUGAUCCAGGACAGCCGGUUCCGUUAUUGGCUUCAAAGCAUGACAUCGGGGACGUUGGUAGUCUCAGGGACGGGAUUUAACCCCCUCCAAGCUGAGAUUGCUUCACCUCUCAGCUACAUGUGCGCUCUGCUCAUGAGGAGCGUUUUGCAGGCACCCUUCAUCCACCCCAUAACAUUCUUCUGCCGAUUACACCUAGAGCCUAGUGAUUGUGUAUCCGGAGCCGACGGAAUCAUGCGAUCGCUUAUUGCGCAACUGGCUCUCUCUCUUACAGAGACAGGCAUCCUUGAUCUGACGUUUUUAACUUGGAACUGCCUUCAGCUCAUUGCGAUGCGCGAUCUCGUGUCCCUGUGUCGUGUUCUUGAGAAUAUCCUAAAGCCUGUCAGACAGAGUGUGAUAUUGUUCAUGAUCGAUGGCAUCGACUUCUAUGAUAACUCUUCUAGACUUUUUGGGAUGGAUCUCGUCAUGUCAUUUCUCAAUAGCCUGGUCGAGGCCAUCAACUACAGCAACACUGGACUGGUCUUUAAACUCUUGCUGACGAGUCAUAUGGGAGGAGGAUACCUGCCUGAAUGGUUUCCAAACAGGGUGGACAUACCUUUGACUGAAGAGACCCUUCUCAAUGGGAUGGAUGCACAUAUAUCGACUGAAUUCAUCACAUAUUGAUCCAAUGCAGAGGCAUGCUGCUGCAAAAGUUAAUGCUGACAGCCGUUAUACAG